Molecule: messenger RNA, 2070 nt
Organism: Sclerotinia borealis F-4128
Lineage: Eukaryota; Fungi; Ascomycota; Leotiomycetes; Helotiales; Sclerotiniaceae
Source: the annotation of a GenBank genome assembly
AUGUUUACCACUAAGAAUCUUUUCUCGCAAACGAAAUGUCCGAAUCGGGACAAAUGCUUGAUUCCAAGAUGUAUAUUCUCACAUGAUCAUCCCACCGUUCAAACAGUAUCAAACGGAACGGCUUGGCUAAAAACUACUGAGCAAGCCGAUGAGGAUGAUGGAGAUCAAAAUGGGCAACGGAAGCGUCAAAGAGUUGGUUAUGGAGAAAGAAGUACAACACCAACCACUGUGCCAACGCCUUCAUUGGCGAGAUUAAAUCCGGUCAUCAACACACAGAGAGUGGUUGAGAGUGAACCCCCUCCAAUACAGACAUCUAAAUCGACACCAGUAGCUCGACGUGAGAUUUCGCCGCCACCAUUGCGUCGCAAGUCUCAAAAUGGUACAUCUAUACCAUCUACACCUGCCGGUCCCAACAAGGCACUCCAAAGGCCAAUCGCAUCAGGCACACCAAAAGUCCAAAAUGUGGUAUCAACUCCGGCCAAAAAGCCCGAGAGAAAAGAACCUCUUAAUCCACGUGCACGUAAAACUGCACCAGCUGUUCAUAACAUCCGGCUUAGACUCGUGCAAGCGCUACAUGACCAAUUGAAACGUCUCAACGCCGAGUUAUCCAAAGAUGCAAACGAUGAAGAGGAGGAACUUGUGUUUUCAGAUCAAGCAUUGAUCACAAGGGUACUAGAUUUGGAGGAGGCUGCUUGUGAAACACCUUCCAUCUAUUCCAAUGUUGUUAAGAAUAAGAUAAUGGUCUACAAGAGAAUGUCAAUUGCGCAAUGGAAAGAAGAGAGAACCAAAGCGAUUGCCAAGGAAAAAGCUUUAAGAGCACCUGUUUCAGACACGCCAACCACAAAACCCGAUGGACCACCAAAACCCAUCGAGACAGGUCUAACUCCAGAAGAAGAAUUGGCCAUACUUCCAAGGUUGUAUACUUCCAUACACGAGCUAUCGCAACACGGAUACGUCACAACUAUCCCCACUUCUGCAGAAAUUGAGAAGGCGAAGAGCGGCAUAGAAGCAUCAAGAGGGUGGGAAGUAUGUGAUCGCUGCAAAACUCGCUUCCAAGUAUUCCCUGGUCGCCGUGAAGAAGACGGCAAACUCGCAUCUGGUGGUUGCUGCACCUACCACUUCGGAAAGCCCUAUUGGAAAGAUCGGUCCUCCCUCGACCCCAAAGCCAAACGCGAGAAGAAAUGGCGCUGCUGUGAUCAAAAUAUCGGAGACACUUCCGGGUGUACCACAGCUGAACAUCAUGUCUUUAAAGUCAGCGAAGUCAAGCGCUUAGCCGCUGUGUUGAACUUCGAAAAGACCCCCGAAAAUAAGGCAGAUCCCCCUAUUUCAACCCAACCCGUCUGCAUCGAUUGCGAAAUGGGCUACACAGUUCAUGGACUCGAACUCGUCCGCUUAACCGCGACCUCUUGGCCCUCGGGCUCCCCUCUUCUUGAUAUUCUUGUCCGUCCCUACGGCGAAAUCCUCGAUCUCAAUUCGCGCUACAGCGGCGUUUACCCUCUUGAUAUCACUUCCGCCAUCCCCUAUAACUUCCCCGCCUCUGAUCUCGUCGCCCAAAGUAAAGGAAAACCAAGAAUCGUAGAUUCCCCUGCUAUAGCCCGAACCCUUCUCUUCUCCUUCCUCACCCCCUCUACCCCCAUAAUCGGUCACGGUCUCGAAAAUGAUUUCAACGCAACUCGAUUCAUUCAUCCGACGAUCAUAGACACUGCAUUAUUAUUCCCACAUAAAGCAGGACUUCCAUAUAGAAAUGGACUUAAAAUGCUCAUGCAAACGAUCCUUAAUCGGCAUAUUCAAAUGGUUACAUUUACGGAUGGGAAAGCAGACGGGCAUGAUAGUAAAGAAGAUGCGAAUGCAGCAGGGGAUUUAGUUAGAUAUCAGGUGGGAAGGGAGUGGGGGAGGAUGCAGAGGGCGGGAUGGAUCUUGAAGGGUGGGGUUUUCAUACCACCUGUUAACGUGGAUGGGAAGGGGGGAGAUAAGGGGGAGGAGACUGAGAAGGUGGGAGAGAUAGUGAAAGAAGAGAGCAUUGUAGUUGGGAGUGGGCUUAAAAGGAAUAGAGCUGAUAUGGAGAGAUGA